AUGGCUGCCAGUGAUAACGAUAAUUCUCUUCUCAACUAUGUUCCGGUCUAUGUUAUGCUUCCCUUGGGAGUGGUGAACGAGAAAAACGAACUAUCGGACCCUGAAACGCUGGAAGCGCAGCUCAAGCGUCUCAAAGACGAAGCUGGGAUCGACGGUGUUAUGGUCGAUGUUUGGUGGGGAAUCAUAGAGUCUGAUGGCCCAAAGCAAUACAACUGGACCGCUUACAAAAAGCUAUUCCAGAUUAUCGCCGGUUUAAAACUCAAGAUCCAAGCGAUCAUGUCAUUUCACAAAUGCGGUGGAAACGUGGGAGACGUCGUCACGAUACCGAUCCCCAAAUGGGUUCGCGAUGUCGGCGAUAGCAAUCCGGAUAUCUUCUACACUAACCGUAAAGGAACAAGAAACGACGAGUAUCUCUCAAUCGGCGUCGAUAAUGUUAAUCUCUUCGACGGAAGAACCGCUGUUCAGUUGUACAGUGAUUUCAUGAGUAGCUUCAAAGAAAACAUGUCGGAUCUUAUACAAUCCGGGGACAUUGUUGACAUCGAAGUCGGACUUGGUCCCGCCGGCGAACUUCGUUACCCUUCUUACCCACAAAGUCAAGGUUGGACAUUUCCCGGCAUUGGCGAAUUUCAGUGCUACGACAAGUACCUGAAGAAAGAUUUCAAGGAAGCUGCGGCCAAGGCAGACCAUCCUGAGUGGGACUUUCCCGAAGACUCCGGUGAAUACAACGAUAAGCCGGAGGAAACAGGGUUUUUCAAGAAAAAUGGGACUUAUCUCUCGGAGGAGGCCAAGUUUUUCUUGACAUGGUACUCGAACAAACUCAUCUUUCAUGGAGAUAAGAUCUUAGGAGAAGCCAACAAGAUCUUCGUUGGACUUAAACUUAACAUAGCUGCCAAGGUUUCGGGGAUUCACUGGUUGUACAACCACCACAGCCAUGCAGCGGAGCUGACUGCUGGAUAUUAUAACCUCUCCGAGAGAGAUGGUUACCGUCCCAUUGCUAGGAUGAUCUCAAAACACUACGGCAUUCUCAAUUUCACUUGCCUUGAGAUGAAAGAUACCGACAAUGCCGAUGAAGCCCUAAGUGCUCCCCAAGAACUUGUCCAAGAUGUAUUGAGCAAAGCAUGGAAAGAAGACAUAGACGUUGCGGGUGAGAACGCAUUAGAGACCUAUGGAGCCAAAGGUUACAACCAGAUUCUUCUUAACGCCAGGCCUAACGGGGUUAACCCUAACGGUAAGCCAAAGCUGAAAAUGUACGGAUUUACUUACCUGAGGUUAUCAGAUACGCUCUUUCAAGACGACAAGUUUGAGCUGUUCAAGAAGUUUGUGAGGAAAAUGCACGCUGAUCAAGAUUACUGUGGAGACGCAGAGAGUUAUGGACAAGAGAUUGUGCCAAUGGAAACACAGAAUUCGCAGCUGACAGAGGAGGAUAUCGCUGACGCAGCUCAACAAAGCGAAGAUUUCAAGUGGGACUCUGAAACUGACAUGAAGGUGGAUGGUUAA
This is a messenger RNA of Eruca vesicaria subsp. sativa (arugula), 1497 nucleotides long. The record is from the annotation of a GenBank genome assembly. NCBI's taxonomy places the organism in Eukaryota, Viridiplantae, Streptophyta, Magnoliopsida, Brassicales, Brassicaceae.